Lobosporangium transversale is the source of this 1555-nucleotide messenger RNA. Its product is annotated as DnaJ-like protein, subfamily A, member 2. The coding region runs from base 174 to 1424 and encodes 416 amino acids. The record is from RefSeq and is a predicted model, not a curated record. Lineage: Eukaryota; Fungi; Mortierellomycota; Mortierellomycetes; Mortierellales; Mortierellaceae. Gene Ontology annotation, molecular function: Hsp70 protein binding; ATP binding. Gene Ontology annotation, cellular component: cytosol; cytoplasm. The transcript has 6 exons. Gene Ontology annotation, biological process: response to heat; protein refolding.
CAGGUCAGUAAAAGGAAAAGAUCUUUGUUGUCACUCAGUUUGAAAAUGUAGUCACACAAAAAGGAAAAAAGAAGGCUAAAGAAUUUCAUAUAUGACACUUCCGCUUUUUUUUAUCUUCCACCCAACCUUUUCUUCUCACACUUUCUUCUUAAUUCAAAACAAAACUAACAACAAUGGGUGGAGACACAAAGUACUACGAUAUCCUUGGAGUGUCGCCUAAUGCAACCGAUGCUGAAAUCAAAAAGGCAUAUAGAAAGUUGGCUAUGAAACAUCACCCUGAUAAGAACCCUGAUGCUGGAGACAAGUUCAAAGAGAUUAGCCAUGCUUAUGAAACUUUGAGUGAUCCAGAGGCCCGUGAGAUGUAUGAUCAGUAUGGCGAGGAUGGGCCUGGCGGUGCAGGAGGAUUUGGCUUCGGAGGUAUGUCUCAGGAAGAAAUGUUUGCGCACAUGUUCGGCGGCGGAGGAUUUUUUGGAGGCGAUGAGUUCCCAGGAGCAGGAGGUCGUCGGUCCAAACCACGCCGUGGUGAAGAUAUUUCUCAUAAUCUCAACGUUACUCUUGAGGACCUCUACAACGGAAAGACAACCAAGUUGUCUCUAGAGAAAAAUGUUAUCUGCGGUCUCUGUCAUGGCAAAGGAGGCAAGGCUGGUGCAGUCAAAAAGUGCACGACAUGCGAUGGUCGUGGAGUCAAACUAGUUGUAAGACAGAUCGGUCCUGGCAUGAUGCAGCAAAUGCAGGUCCCAUGUACCGGAUGUAAAGGCCAAGGCGAAACCAUGCGCGAUAAGGACAAAUGUAAAAAGUGCAAAGGCAAUAAGGUCGUUAAUGAGAAAAAGGUCAUGGAGAUCUUUAUCGAGAAGGGCAUGCGUCACGGUGAGAAGAUUCCGAUGAAGGGCGAGGGUGAUCAACAACCUGGUAUCGAGACUGGUGAUGUGGUUCUGGUUCUUCAGCAGAAACCUCAUGCUUUGUUUGAGCGUAGUGGCGCUGAUUUGUCAUGCAAAAUCACUAUCCCAUUGGUUGAAGCGCUCUGUGGUUUCUCAAAGAUCUUGAUCACUCAUUUGGACGGCCGUGGGAUUCAUGUGGAACACCCUGCAGGAAAAAUCAUCAGGCCCGGUGAGGUCAAGAAGAUUAGUGGAGAGGGUAUGCCCCAUUUCAAGAGGCCCCAUGAUAAGGGUGAUCUUUACAUUACCUUUGAGGUUGAGUUCCCUAAGGACGACUGGCUUCCUGCUGGUGACCUGAAGGUGCUUGAGAAACUCCUACCCGCCCGUGGUCCUGCUGCAAUGGAGCCUGAGUUGGUCGACCAUUGCAUCUUGGAAAAAGGAGACAUGGACGAUUAUGGUGCUCAAAGCCAUAGUGGCAAUGCAUAUGAUUCAGACGAUUCUGAAGACGGACAUGGUCAUGGACCAGGAGUACAAUGCGCGCAGUCUUAAGAAAAAAAAAAAGUGUUUUUCUUUUUGCUCCGUUACUGGCUUCUUUUUAUUUCUCUCAUUUUUUUCAUGUAUCAUAGAAUGCAAAGCGACAUGCAAAUAAACCAGACAUAGAGCAUUGACAUAAAAGGAAG